Apis dorsata (giant honeybee) is the source of this 1645-nucleotide messenger RNA. It is a transcript of the gene Fbxl7, whose product is annotated as F-box/LRR-repeat protein 7. Gene Ontology annotation, molecular function: protein binding. Gene Ontology annotation, biological process: SCF-dependent proteasomal ubiquitin-dependent protein catabolic process. Lineage: Eukaryota; Metazoa; Arthropoda; Insecta; Hymenoptera; Apidae. The record is from RefSeq and is a predicted model, not a curated record. The coding region runs from base 253 to 1563 and encodes 436 amino acids. Gene Ontology annotation, cellular component: SCF ubiquitin ligase complex. The transcript is spliced from 5 exons.
AAUGGAAAUCACCUUAAAAAGGUCUAUUUAAAAAGUGGGAAUUUAUCGAUAGUAUUGGACCUUUAUAAAUAAGUAUAUUUCAAAUUUAAUAUUUUCGCUACAAUUUUUAAUUUUAAUAGUUACGAUCUCCAGCUGCUUCAAGAAUUGGAAUAUGAUCAAAAUGGAGUCAGUGCCAAAUAGAUCGAUAUUGUUCUGUAAUGUUACGUAUUGUUGCUGAUUUUUCUAUUUAUUGCAUAAUAAAUAGAGCAUGGAAUGGAUGGAUCAUGUCCACUUUUGCUUCCAUCCUUUGAGGAAAAGGACAAUUCUGAAACUUCAUAUUCAUCUCAAAAGAUUGGUCUAUAUAGGCCAACAUCAGAUACUAUUGAUUUAGGAUAUCAUACAUUAGAUAAUAAUGCUUGCCGUUCAUCAUCUGCGUCAACUAUUAUACCAGUUCCAAUUAGACAACAAAUUUUAUUGCAACAGAAGUGCAUUUAUGUAACAGAUUUGUGUCAAUUGGAUGAUACUUUAUUAUUGAAGAUAUUUAGUUGGUUGGGUACCAGAGAUCUAUGUUCCAUUGCUCAAACCUGCAGACGUCUUUGGGAAAUAGCAUGGCAUCCAUCUCUUUGGAAAGAAGUAGAAAUAAGAUAUCCACAAAAUGCAACAAUUGCAUUAAAUGCUUUAACCAGACGAGGAUGUCAUACAUAUAUUCGUCGUUUAAUAAUUGAAGGUGCUAUUGGUUUAACUGGAAUUUUUGCCCAAUUACCAUUUUUAAGCUUAACUUCAUUAGUUCUACGACAUUCUCGACGUGUUACAGACACAAAUGUGACAGUCAUUUUAGAUAAUUGCAUACAUCUAAAAGAAUUGGACUUAACAGGAUGUAUUAGUAUAACAAGAGCAUGUAGUCGAAUAACUACAUUACAGUUACAAUCAUUAGAUCUUAGUGAUUGUCAUGAUGUGGAAGAUUCUGGCUUAGUAUUGACAUUGUCUCGCAUGCCACAUCUUGCUUGUUUGUACUUACGACGAUGUGUGCGUAUAACUGAUGCAACUCUUAUUGCAAUUGCCUCUUAUUGUGGCAGCUUGCGCCAAUUAUCUGUUUCGGAUUGUGUAAAAAUCACUGAUUUUGGAGUACGUGAAUUAGCAGCACGUCUUGGCCCAUCUUUGCGUUAUUUUUCAGUAGGGAAAUGUGAUCGUGUAUCAGAUGCUGGUCUAUUAGUUGUUGCUAGGCAUUGUUAUAAAUUGAGAUAUUUAAAUGCUCGUGGCUGUGAAGCACUUAGUGAUAGUGCUACGUUAGCUUUGGCACGUGGAUGCCCACGUUUAAGAGCUCUUGAUAUAGGAAAAUGUGAUAUUGGUGAUGCAACUCUUGAAGCCCUUUCUACUGGUUGUCCAAAUUUGAAAAAAUUAUCCUUGUGUGGUUGUGAACGUGUCACAGAUGCUGGAUUAGAAGCAUUAGCAUAUUAUGUACGAGGAUUAAGACAACUCAAUAUUGGUGAAUGUUCUAGAGUUACAUGGGUUGGAUACAGAGCAGUAAAACACUAUUGCCGUAGAUGCAUUAUAGAACACACAAAUCCUGGUUUUUCAAGCUGAGUCUUUUAAACUAUUUUUUGCUAAUAUUAUUUACAAUCUAUUUAUUAACAAUAUUUUUGUAUAUUUUAGUAUUUUAUAUACA